Penicillium paradoxum is the source of this 1056-nucleotide messenger RNA. RefSeq names its product DUF3632 domain-containing protein. Lineage: Eukaryota; Fungi; Ascomycota; Eurotiomycetes; Eurotiales; Aspergillaceae. The transcript has a single exon. The coding region runs from base 1 to 1056 and encodes 351 amino acids. The record is from RefSeq and is a predicted model, not a curated record.
AUGAAUCAAUUCCGUGAAUCUCUACUGGGUCCCUCGCCAAAAGGCACCGACCUCACCGCAUUUGACAGUGCCUCUGAUCAGCAGGAUGUACGGGAAUGCGUAGCCCGGGGCGAAUUUGAGGAACUCCGAGGAGCAGCCUUCUUCAACCGAACUGGGAUCAUCAGCGAGCGGUACUGCAGGAUUGGUGACGGAGUGGACUCUCUCGAAGGCUAUCUUCACUCCCUAUGGCAUAUCUACUACCAGCUCAGCCGACAUGCGUCGCAUGAGACCCCCGAGCAGGAUCGUCUGGUUCUCGACAUCCUCCGCAUCCAGGGAAAAGGCCCAUUGACCAGACCCGUGUCAGGAGUGUACGGCAUCGAAAUUGCCCGGACAGCCGAAGGCACGCUGUGGAACGACCUGCCAUUCUUGGUCACCGACAUGACCGAUUUCUGGGCUGAUAACUGCGCGUCACUGGCAGGUGACCAGCGUCUUAAUUUUGCGUCUUUCCUCGCUAAACUGGCGUCAACCCGUGUCGGUAAGGAUAGGAUGUGUCAGAUCGCUCUUAUCCUAUUCCGUGCUACGCUUGAAGAGAGACGAGACCUUCAAACAAGUGAGCCCGAUACUGAGGAUCCUAAACGGAAUCUUGGGGACCUUACCAUUGCACAGUUGUUGCCAGCUGUCUGUGCGUGGAUCACAGAGGCGGGUCAAAAUCUUAUUCAACUCUCGGACGUCUCGUGGAAUGAUUGCUCCGGCACGGUUGGCCAGGGUGGCCAGCUGUUCAUUCAGUCGGAGCUUGGCCAGAGAUCGCCGAUUGGAUUCACUCCAUGGAGACUGAUGUUCUGGCUCAAGCGACUUCAUGAGAUCCAGGAGGAGGCAAAGGAGGCUAAUGAGGCACGCCUGGAGGAGUAUGCCACGGACGCAAUUGAGACCAUAGUCUCGAAUGUGGAGGAACGAAACUCGGAGAUCCUGAGGGCUUACCAGGCCGGUGGGGAUGCUUUGCACCAGGAUAAACAUUUGUACUGUCUGAGGGAUCUUGUGAGCAGUGAAACCCCCGAGGAUGAUGAUGACUCUCUAUAA